Molecule: messenger RNA, 2461 nt
Organism: Aplysia californica (California sea hare)
Lineage: Eukaryota; Metazoa; Mollusca; Gastropoda; Aplysiida; Aplysiidae
Product: eukaryotic translation initiation factor 3 subunit D
Exons: 12
Coding region: 46-1734 (562 amino acids)
Biological process (GO): translational initiation
Cellular component (GO): cytoplasm; eukaryotic translation initiation factor 3 complex
Molecular function (GO): translation initiation factor activity
Source: RefSeq, a predicted model, not a curated record
UACACCUCGUUGAAUUGACUCCGCGCUUUCACGUUGACUUCCAUCAUGUCGGCCCAUUUUGUGCCACCGGUCAUUCAAGAAAAUCCCCAAGGAUGGGGUCCAAAUCAAAUCCCAGAGCAGUUCAAGGAUAUGCCAUACCAGCACUUUUCUAAAGAUGUCAGACUUGGGAAGGUAUCUGAUUGGACUGGAAACACCUACCAAGACAAGCGUUAUCUUGGCAAGUACAACUCAGCUUUUGGAGGAGGGAGUCAAUAUGCUUACUAUCAUGAAGAGGAUGAGAGCUCUUUCCAGCUUGUGGAUACCUCCCGAGUUCAGAAGCCAAUUUAUCAAAGGAGAGGUCGUCUGUUCCAACAGAACAGACAACGCAGGGACAGAGAAAGACGGCAGCAGCAGACGCAGGCUAACAUGCAAGUCCUCACUAAAACGCAAAAGAAUCGUGAGAGAGAUCGCCAGAGGCUGCUGAAGAAGUGGCAAAAGCAAUUUGGCAAACAGAUGCAAGAGAACCGCAGCAAAGCCCCCAUUCGCAACCGAGAUGCUUCUGUGCAGAUCAAGGAUGAUUGGGUAGUCGUAGAGGAGAUGGACUUUCCACGAUUGACAAAGCUGAACUUGCCAGACAUAAAGGAUGGAGAGGACCUGAAAAUAUGCGGCUCUAUGGAGUUUUACGACAAGACCUAUGACAGAGUGACCACAAAGAAUGAGAAGCGCUUGACGAGGAUUAAUCGUAUUUUCCACAAGAUCACGACUACUGAUGACCCUGUUAUUAGACAGCUGGCCAAAACACAAGGCAACGUCUUUGCUACUGAUGCUAUUCUGGCAACCAUGAUGUGCUGUCCAAGAUCUUCUUACUCUUGGGACAUUGUUGUACAACGUGUGGGAAACAAACUUUUCUUUGACAAGCGAGAUGACUCUGACUUUGACCUAUUGACUGUCAGUGAAACGGCGACUGAGCCGCCCCAAGACGACGGCAGCAGCAGCAGCUUCAACUCUCCGCGCAGCCUGGCACUUGAAGCAACUUUCAUCAACCACAACUUCUCCCAGCAAGUCUUGAGAAUGAAUGAAGAGAAGUACAGCUUUGAUGAGAAGAAUCCCUUUGUACAAGGUGGUGAUGAAACUGAUGUAGCAUCUGUCGGAUAUAGGUAUAGGAAGUGGGAUCUUGGCAAUGACAUUGUACUAAUUGCCCGCACGGAGCAUGAUGCAGUGACCUACGGCCCCAACAAUGAGAUUCAGUUCAUGAAUGUGAAGGCUUUGAAUGAAUGGGACUCAAGGUUCUCUGGAGGUGUGGACUGGAGAGGUCGCCUUGAUAACCAGAAAGGAGCUGUGCUGGCCACAGAGUUGAAGAACAACAGCUGCAAGCUGGCGAAAUGGACUGUGAGCUCGCUCCUUGCUGGCUCGGACCAGAUCAAGUUUGGGUAUGUGUCACGUCAACACGUGAAGGACACGGCCAAGCAUUUGAUUCUUGGCACUCAGCAGUUCAAACCAGUGGAGUUUGCCAACCAGAUCAACCUGAAUAUGGACAAUGCCUGGGGAAUCCUGCGCUGUAUCGUGGACACAUGUAUGAAGCUCAAGGAAGGCAAAUAUCUCAUCAUGAAGGAUCCAAACAAGCCUGUGGUCAGGAUCUAUGACAUUCCUGACCAAACCUUUGAUUCAGAAGACGAUGAUGAUGAUGAUGAAGAUGACUCUGACGACGAAUCUGAUGAUGAUGAUGACGAUGAUGAUGAAGAGCCAGAAAAGUGAGUGAACAGCUGCCAAGUUUACCGAGGCAAAAGGAUUUGCUCGUACCAGUUGUCCUGAUGUAUGGUUUUAUCUUUUUUCUUUUUAGGGAUGGAUGUGUCAUUUACUAAUUAUCAUAGUACUUGUGUAUUUUGUUGUGAAUGUCAAUCAAAAUUUCUAAGUGGUGAGCUUCUUUGUUCACUGUAUUUGUUCUUUUCUUCACAAUUGAUAGUCAGUAAUCUUUUUGUCUUUCCAUUAUUUUCUCAUCCACAUCAUUUUGGGUAUGGUAGAGGAAGAUAUAGAUUGUCAACCCUUCCCAUUUAAUGGUACUAGGUCUCCUGAAUGGCAGACUGAUAUUCCAACAAUAAUUUUUGGAUAUCUGGUCAAAGAAUAGAAGGCGUUUACGUCUUGUGGAGAUGACACUUUGUUGUAAAAGCACAAGAAAUUGCAAAAUGGAUCCUAAAUUUGAUAAUUAAUUAAAGAAAAGAGCCCUAAUCUUUUGACAUUAUUUUUUUCUGUCGUCCGUAAUAUUUUGGGUAUAAAGCUCUUUGUGAUCAGUACCCUUGACGUUGAUGUAGAAAAAAGUAAAUGAUAUAAGUUUAUAUUUAUUUUGUCAUCUGUUCUAAAUUCUGUUGAAAAUGCAUGUUUUUAUGUAUAUGUGAGGACUGAAUGAAUUUGGCUACUGUCAUUCGGGAAAUGAAAUUUUGUGAGGUAUUAUUCUGGAACGGAAUAAAGUGAAAUGCACCUCAAU